GACAGUCGCGAUGCAUGUCUUCAAAAAUGCUCGCAAUUUGAUGUAUAUAUUUAAAUGAGGUUACAGCUUAAAUAUGGUAGUAUUUUAGUCUUCGAUAUCCUCGAAGCGAAUGACAUUUUUAGCGACUGAAGCGGCAUUCUCGAAUCAGCGCGUUACAUCAAUGACUCCGCCGAUCCUGGUGGAAUCCCAUGUUGGUCACGUGGGACGUAUGUCACCCUGUAUUACCCACUGUCAUUCGCAGUAAUAUCCUAUCUUCAGAGGACCUUUCCUUCAGCAUAUAAACCUUGAAAGACUAUUCUUUUACUCGCAGGCAGUUUUUCUUCGUCUCGAAUAAAGGUGUAUGUGAAAAGACUGAAAGAUGAUUUUUCCGUGGGAACGACUCCACUCGACUCGCUGUUGUCUCUGCUGUCAUGUUCGAACCGGGACCAUCAUACUCGGAAUCUGGUACAUGCUCAUCAACUCUGUGGUCCUCCUCAUCCUCCUCACUGCACUAAGUGACCCAAACCAGUAUCACCUGACCAGCGCUGAGCUGGCCAAUGAUCUUGAUGUCAUGGACGAUGCCAAUAUGUGCAUUGCUUCUGCAAUCUCUUUAGUCAUGAUAGUGAUAUGUGGCAUGGCAACGUAUGGAGCUUACAAGCUACGUGCUACUUGGAUCAUUCCAUUCUUUUCCUACCAAGUCUUUGAUUUUGCUCUGAAUUCCCUGGUGGCGGUGAGCAUCGUGGUCUAUCCCAACACCAUCCAAGACUAUCUGCAGCAGCUGCCUGGAAACUUCCCCUAUAGAGAAGAGGUCAUGUCCAUGAACAAUGAGUGUCUGGUCCUUAUCGUCCUCCUCUUCAUCACCUGCAUCUUAGCUUUUAAGGCAUAUCUCACGCUGUGUGUUUGGAGCUGCUACAGGUAUGUAAGCAGCAGAAGAGUUGCAGAGGUGCUUGUGUAUGUCACCAACCCAAAUGACACCACAGUCCUGCUGCCUCCAUAUGAUGACGCAAUUGCAAUCCCUGUCAAGAAAACUCCACCUCCAUUCAUGCUGUCUUGAGUUAACUGCCUCUUAUCUCUUAAAAGAACUGGCAAUGAUGGUGUGGCUUCAUGUACCGCCCACCCCUACCCACCACCCCUUUUUCCUGAAUCUAAAGAGUUCUGAAUCUCUUUAGUCAGAUAGUGAAAGUACACUUAACACUUAACAUUUAUUCUGAUUGAGGAGAGAAUAUGGUAAAUAUAAUAUGCUCCCCGCCCCCAAAGUAUUAUUUUAUCUAAAUUUGCAUGUACACGGUCUUAUAUAUUGUAGAAAUCAGAAAGGGAGAGUUAUGGGGACCAUAGCGGAGAAAUUAUAAACUGAGAAGAAACAAGACUAACCAAAGAAAGGAAAGCUAACAGUAUACGGUAAAUAAAACUAAUAGUAACCGAGAAGGUAUAAAACCAAGCCUAUUCUAAUGUAUAAAUCCACAAGAAAUGACAAUACCACUGCUAAUGCUAAUAACAAAAGAACAAGGGCGGGGCGGGGCAGCACCAUGGCUGACCGUGUAGCGACAAGACUCCGCUCGUAGACUCUGUAAGAGUUGAGCUUUGAUACCAGUCCUGUAACGAUAAAGGGGAGCAAGCCACAUGUGUUAAUAUUCAGGACAGAGGGAGCAGUGGAUGUUCGCUGCGUGAGGCGGGCCGUGGCAUUUACUCAUAAAUAACAUUUGACAUCAGUGACACAUGAGGUCAUAUAAUGACAAUAACACAGAUAGAUACACAGGCUAUA
Messenger RNA from Electrophorus electricus (electric eel), 1741 nucleotides. Its product is annotated as lysosomal-associated transmembrane protein 4B. Lineage: Eukaryota; Metazoa; Chordata; Actinopteri; Gymnotiformes; Gymnotidae. Gene Ontology annotation, cellular component: lysosomal membrane. The record is from RefSeq and is a predicted model, not a curated record.